CUGGGGGGCGGUGCUCGGAAGCUAAGGUGCGUUCUUUAGGUUCGGCGCCUGGAGGGGAGACAGUGGAUGAUACCAGAGGGAAUCAGCAGGGGGCGCGUCUCUUGGUGCUGGGUCUAGUGGCACCGCAAGGCGGGAGAAGGAAUGUGUGCUGUGCCCCCAGCCUGGGUCUCAAUACACGUCACAAAGCCGAGCACUUACUGUUCCAACAUGGUCCAGCAUUGUGCAGCCAUAAACCGCUCUGUGCAAGUUGUUAACCUAGACCCUGCAGCAGAAUACUUCAAUUAUCCUCUGAUGGCUGACAUUCGAGAAUUAAUUGAAGUGGAUGAUGUUAUGGAAGAUGACUCCUUAAGGUUUGGUCCCAAUGGUGGUUUAGUAUUUUGCAUGGAAUACUUUGCCAAAAACUUUGACUGGCUUGAGGAUUGUCUUGGCCAUGUGGAGGAUGACUAUAUACUCUUUGAUUGCCCAGGUCAGAUUGAACUCUAUACUCAUUUGCCAGUGAUGAAACAGCUGGUGGAGCAGCUGCAGCAGUGGGAAUUCCGGGUCUGUGGAGUUUUUCUUGUUGAUUCUCAGUUUAUGGUGGAAUCUUUUAAGUUUAUUUCCGGUGUCUUGGCAGCCCUCAGUGCAAUGAUAUUGUUAGAGAUUCCACAGAUCAACAUCAUGACCAAAAUGGAUUUGUUGAGCAAGAAAGCUAAAAAGGAAAUUGAAAAAUAUUUAGAUCCUGAUAUGUAUUCUGUGAUCGAAGAUUCUGCAAAUAUACUAAAAAGCACAGUGUUCAAGAAACUGACUAAAGCUAUAUGUGGAUUGAUUGAUGACUACAGCAUGGUUCGAUUUUUACCUUAUGAUCACUCUGAUGAAGAAAGCAUAAAUAUUGUGCUGCAGCACAUAGACUUUGCCAUUCAGUACGGGGAAGAUCUAGAAUUUAAAGAACCAAAGGAAAAUGAAGAAGAGAAACCUGCUACUUUAGAUGAAUAUUUUCAAGACCAAGUGGAUGAGUAAAGAGUGUAUAUACCAAAAGAAGAGAGAAAAUAGCCUGGUUGCAAAAUAUGCCUAAAUAAGGAAUCCUUCUCUGAAUAUUUGUGGGUGUUGGUUUUUUUUGUUUGUUUGUUUUUUUAAAUAUCAAAACUAUAACUUGAAUAAAUGGCUAGAGGAAGCCAGUCGUGCAUUUCCACAUUAUUACUUUAAGAAAUAAUUGUCAUUAUUGUAUAUAAAAUACUUAGCUGCAGUCACAGAAAGCUAAAUUCCAUACAUAUAAUUGCAUUUCUUCUGUAAAUGCUCGAUUGCUUGAAAAAUCUGGGGGUUGUAGAGGGGCACUGUCAAAAUAAAAAUCAUAUAUAUUUUUUUCUUCCCCUGUUACUAGUAGGGAGAAAGUUUAAAAAAAAACUAGUUUACUUACCAUUUACGCUGUUGGUUGACAUUUUGUAUUUCAUUCAUACAACUAAAAAUGGAGUAGUCAUUUUCACUUUCUGGUUAGUUGUGUGCUAAUUUAAUGUUACUGGGUUUUGGUUCCCAG
Mauremys reevesii (Reeves's turtle) is the source of this 1510-nucleotide messenger RNA. RefSeq names its product GPN-loop GTPase 3 (gene GPN3). NCBI's taxonomy places the organism in Eukaryota, Metazoa, Chordata, Testudines, Geoemydidae. Bases 142 to 996 code for a protein of 284 amino acids. The record is from RefSeq and is a predicted model, not a curated record. The transcript is spliced from 9 exons. Gene Ontology annotation, molecular function: GTPase activity.